Molecule: messenger RNA, 1044 nt
Organism: Hypoxylon sp. CO27-5
Lineage: Eukaryota; Fungi; Ascomycota; Sordariomycetes; Xylariales; Hypoxylaceae
Source: the annotation of a GenBank genome assembly
CUCGAAUCUCGACUAUUUCAAACCGCGCUUUCUGGAUCUCUUCCAUCAAUCAUUCAACUCAUUUAAACGAUCGAUCCAACGGCAGGGCUGUCGUCUGAUCUUCGAGAUGCCGUCCCAACAACCCAGGCCGCAUCUGUCCUACAGUAGAUCAGACCCCGAUCUCUCCAACCUGUCGAAUCAGUUAAGGAUCUCUUCAUUCUCCCCCCCUUCUCCUACCACCGGCGGAUCGCCAGCUGAAUCGACAACCCCUUCUCACGCAGCGCCAGCCACUCCAGAUGGCCAGAGGAAGGUUUAUACAUGGCUUAACUCGUUGACCAAGGAAGAAGCUGAGAGAUUACAUAAUAUCAUCAACGUAUCAGCGUCCCACCCUGCGCAACAGUUCCCACAGGCAGCAAUCGAGCGACUGAGCCAGUGUACGAAUAAGAAACACCCUGAACGCGACGGAGCAUUCUAUCUGCGAUGGGCAGAAUGUCAAGUAUCGAACCUGACUCCCAGUUCGACUGGUGAGGGAUACGUCAGCCACCCGAGGGCCAAGAUUACAAUCCCUAAGCAGCUUAGCCCGCCUAGUCCGAUGUACAGCCAGAUCGCCAAAGCUGUCUCAAAGGAGAGGCUUGAUGAGUUCAACGCACUAGACGGUCCAUUAAACCCUACAUCUCAACAAGUUCACCUGCAGGUGCACCAUGUAGCCUAUAACACCAAUCGAGACCGGCCUGACUUCAUCCCUUUGGAGCAGUGGGGUCGAAACGCUUCUGUCUUUAACUUCUGCGAAGUGAACGGGUGUGUGCGUCCUGAUCACUUGGAAUUUGUGAGGACCAUGGGACUGAAUACAGUGAGGCAGAGGUGUCAAGGGAUAACCUUACUCAUUGGGGAAAUUGACGGGCAUGGGAUUAUCCUCAAUGAGGAACCGUGUUUGCAUGCAGGCUCCCCCGAAGUGACCCCCGAGUCCUUAUCAAAGUGUUGUCGAAAGAUCCAUGUUGUUACUAUAGAUCCUAAGCUCAACUGGCCCGAAUUAAUCGAGCAGUGGAGUGCAUAACUUAGUCCCCG